Molecule: messenger RNA, 1606 nt
Organism: Ochotona curzoniae (black-lipped pika)
Lineage: Eukaryota; Metazoa; Chordata; Mammalia; Lagomorpha; Ochotonidae
Gene: GRINA
Product: glutamate ionotropic receptor NMDA type subunit associated protein 1
Exons: 7
Coding region: 98-1189 (363 amino acids)
Biological process (GO): negative regulation of apoptotic signaling pathway
Cellular component (GO): membrane; Golgi apparatus; endoplasmic reticulum
Source: RefSeq, a predicted model, not a curated record
GCCGGCCGCCGGGCUGAGCGGCUGCGGGCCUCGGCCGUCCCUGUGCGCAGCGGCCUGCGGCGCCCCGCGAGCGGGGCCGACCGCAGGACCCGAGGCCAUGUCCCACGAGAAGAGUUUCCUGGUGGCGGGGGACAGCUACCCUCCGCACAACCCCGGAUACCCCGGGGGGCCCCAGGCCCCCAUGCCUCCUUAUGCUCAGCCUGCCUACCCCGGGGCCCCCUACCCACAAGCCGCUUUCCAGCCCUCCCCCUAUGGCCAGCCUGGGUAUCCCCACGGCCCAGGCCCUAGCCCCUACCCUCCCGGGGGCUACCCCCAGGGCCCCUAUCCUCCCGGGGGCUACCCGCAGGGGCCCUACCCUCCAGGCGGCUACCCGCAGGGGCCCUACCCACAGAGCCCCUUCCCCCCUAACCCUUACGGACAGCCGCAGGCCUUCCAGGGACAGGAUCUCGACUCACCCCAGCAUGGAAACUACCAGGAGGAGGGACCCCCAUCCUACUAUGACAACCAGGACUUCCCAGCGGCCAACUGGGACGACAAGAGCAUCCGACAGGCAUUCAUCCGCAAGGUGUUCCUGGUGCUGACCCUGCAGCUGUCGGUGACACUGUCCACGGUGGCCGUGUUCACCUUUGUGAGCGACGUGAAGGGCUUCGUCCGUGAGAACGUCUGGACCUACUAUGUGUCCUAUGCGGUCUUCUUCAUCUCCCUCAUCGUCCUCAGCUGUUGUGGGGACUUCCGCAGGAAGCACCCCUGGAACCUCGUGGCCCUGUCCAUCCUGACCGUCAGCCUGUCCUACAUGGUGGGCAUGAUUGCCAGCUUCUACGACACCGAGGCCGUCAUCAUGGCCGUGGGCAUCACCACUGCCGUGUGCUUCACCGUGGUCAUCUUCUCCUUACAGACCCGCUAUGAUUUCACCUCGUGCAUGGGUGUGCUGCUGGUGAGCAUGGUGGUGCUGUUCAUCUUCGCCAUCCUUUGCAUCUUCAUCCGUAACCGCAUCUUGGAGAUCGUGUACGCCUCGCUGGGCGCCCUGCUCUUCACCUGCUUCCUGGCAGUGGACACCCAGCUGCUGCUGGGGAACAAGCAGCUGUCGCUGAGCCCGGAGGAGUACGUGUUUGCGGCCCUGAACCUCUACACGGACAUCAUCAACAUCUUCCUCUACAUCCUGACCAUCAUCGGCCGUGCCAAGGAGUAGCCCGAGGGGCCGGCUCCCCGGGCCCCCUCGUACGUACACUGCAGAUGCUCCGUCUGGACGGGCUGUCGUCACUGCCUGCCCCUUCCUUCCCCUCCCCGUCCGAGCCACUUCCUGUCUACUUGUUGCAUGAAUCCUUUUGGGCAGCCCACUCCAGGGCCUGGGGGGCGAGGGGUCGAGCCACGAGAUGAGGGUGCACGUCUCCCCUCCUUGCCCCAGCCCCCCUGGCCUGGCCUAGCGUACCCCCGCCCCGCCUUGUGCGCGCUGGGGGCGACUCUGACACUCCUGGGCCCUGAGGGCAGGAGACGGCAUGUUUCGGGGGCAACAGAGCCAUCCCCCCAACCUGCUGUCACUCAAACCCCAAUAAAUGGACCUUGCGCUGUCUGCCUUCCCACUCCGUGAGGGACACUGUCUGCCCUG